This is a messenger RNA of Branchiostoma belcheri (Belcher's lancelet), 5508 nucleotides long. Its product is annotated as attractin-like protein 1. The coding region runs from base 108 to 3647 and encodes 1179 amino acids. NCBI's taxonomy places the organism in Eukaryota, Metazoa, Chordata, Leptocardii, Amphioxiformes, Branchiostomatidae. The record is from RefSeq and is a predicted model, not a curated record. Gene Ontology annotation, molecular function: protein binding. Gene Ontology annotation, cellular component: Golgi apparatus. The transcript is spliced from 28 exons.
UGGCGGCGCUAGGGGACUUCUCAGGUGGUAGUCCAUCAUCAUCAUCGAUCUGUACACAAGAUUCAUCAUGGCGGACUAUCUCGGUCGUGAUGUAAGAUGAAAACAAGAUGAGGAACUGUCUGCUUUUUGGGCACUCUGUGAGGUCUAAACACGUCAUUCAUGUGUACUGUUUGUUGCUCAUCCUGGGAGUGCAUCUCCUGACCGGUGGACACUGUGCGCAGCGGCGCUGCGGCCCGGAUAACUGCGUCAACGGGCGAUGUUUGGAAGGGGAGUGCGUCUGCGAGAGAGGUUGGAAGGGCGACCGAUGCCAGUACUGCGGAGGUCGAUUCAGACUGACUAGCAGCUCAGGUGUGAUCAGCGAUGGUCCACACAACUACACCACCGUCACCAAGUGUACCUGGCUGGUCGACAGCGGCAGGGUUGGCUCGACCAUUAGACUCAGGUUUAAUGAGUUUGCCACAGAGUGUAGCUGGGACCAUGUGUAUGUCUAUGAUGGUGAUUCUGUCUUCGCACCCCUCGUAGCAACCUUUAGUGGUCUGCUGACACAUUUACAGCCCAACAGGACCAGUUAUGAGCUCACCACUACAUCAGGCUAUGCCUACCUGCACUUCUUCAGCGAUGCUGCUUACAACAUGAGCGGCUUUAACAUAUCUUACAGCCUGAACUCCUGUCCGUUGGACUGCUCCGGCCACGGCAGCUGUGACUCCUCCUCCGUCUGCACGUGUCAGCAGGGCUGGAAGGGCGACGCCUGCAACGAGCCAGCCUGUCCCAACCUCUGCUCCAACCACGGACACUGUGACUACUCAGGCACCCUGGACUGUAUAUGUGACCCAGGAUACAGGGGAGCGGACUGUAACCUGACGGAUGCCCAGGUGGUGUGGGAGCGUGAGCGGCCGGGUCUGCCAGGCCGAGCCUCCCAUGUCAGUGUGCAGCAGGACGUGCACAUGUGGAUAGUCGGGGGGUACACCUUCAGCAGUGCAAGCUUCCACAAUCUUAUCAGGUACCAUUUGAUAGAGAACACCUGGAGCCCCAUCACACCUACAUCAGCUGCCAACCCAGCCUCACGUUACGGCCACACUGCAGUUCUGUAUCGGGACAAGAUCAUCAUGUUUGGAGGUCUUGUAGAGGGCAGGGUGGUGACCAAUGAGACGUGGGCUUUCGACACAGUCCUCCACCAAUGGGAGCGCCUGUCUCAGGCUGGUCUGGCCCUGGAAGGUCAUUCUGCAAAUAUGGUUGACUCCAAGAUCAUUGUCAUCUUUGGGCACAACCCUGAUUAUGGCUACUCCAACAAAGUACUGGAAUAUAACCCAGCUACUGACAAGUGGAGGUCUGUGGCCAUGUCUGGAGCGGCCGUGUCAGGUUCAUACGGACACACCAGCGUGUAUGACCCUGUGUCGGGGAAGAUUUACAUCCAUGGAGGAUACACUGUGCUCAAGAAGAACCGCUACACUGUGUCAGACUUCACUUUUGCUUUUGACCCUGAAACAGCUCAAUGGUCCGUGCUACCAGGCAGUGGUGUGCCACGCUAUCUCCACUCUGCCGUUACCAUUGGGGGGUUCAUGUUGGUGUUUGGUGGGAACACCCACAACGACACGUCCACCAGCAGCGGGGCCAAGUGCUUCUCCGCAGACUACCUGGCCUAUGACUUAGAAUGUCAUCGCUGGCAGCACCUGACUGGCCCUGGCCCUGACUACCAACCUCACAGGUUCGGCCACUCUGCAGUAGUACUCAACAGGACUAUGGUGGUGUUUGGAGGAUUCAACAGUGUUUUGUUGGGAGACAUUCUAAAGUACUCUUCAGGUGACUGUGCCCUGAUAGAGGAGGAGGAUGUGUGUAUCAGUGCCCCGCCCGUGCACCAGUGUGUGUGGACAGAGGUCGGCUGUAUGGACAGACAGGCAGCAGCACAGGUGGGGGAGACCAGGCAGUGUCCACCAAUCACAGGUUCCUGUGAGCACUAUGGUGACUGUGGCUCGUGUCUAACAAGCAUACAUGGCUGUCACUGGUGUACUGAAGACAACAAAGGAUGUAAAACAAAGGAUGCAUGUACACAGGCCGUGUCUGAUGUCCAGAGUUGCCCGGCAGGUCCAGUGUGCAACACAUUCAACUGUUACGACUGUCAGGACAGGCAGGGAUGUAUCUGGCAGUCAGAUGAGUGUAAAGAAGGAACCAGCUCAAGUGUUUUCACAUGUAAGCUGCCCUGUAGCCAUCGGAUGGACAUCGUGAACUGUACAAUGUCGGACUGCAUGUGGUGCAGUAACCAGAAGCGAUGUGUGGACUCCAAUGCCUACGUGCCAUCCUUCCCGUAUGGACAGUGUCUGGAGUGGUGCACCAAGGCUGACACUUGUCCAAGAGAGUGCAGUGCCCUGCGUACCUGUGAAGCCUGUCAGGAGCAGCCCCAGUGUGGCUGGUGUGAUGACGGCAGUCAGACCGGCCUGGGGGUGUGUAUGGAGGGCAGCAGUGCAGGACCGAUGGUGGGGGGGUCUGGGGGAGACGUCCACCUCAACACGACUGUCUGUCCUGUCAACAGAUGGUACUUCACCUCAUGUCCAGACUGCCAGUGUAACGGACACAGUACCUGUGGUAACUCCAGUGUGUGUCAGCAGUGCCAGGACCUCACACAAGGCACUCACUGUGAACAAUGUGUGCCUGGAUACUAUGGUGAUGCUACUAAUGGAGGGAAUUGCACAGCCUGUCAGUGUCAUGGCCAUGCUGACCACUGUAAUGCACAGAAUGGUGACUGUUACUGCAACACCAAAGGCAUUAUUGGCAAAGGCUGUGACAGGUGUGAUGUCAGUCAUCGCUACUUUGGUGACCCGGUGACAGGAACAUGUUAUUAUGACUGCCUGAUUGACUACCAGUUUACGUUUAACCUGUCCAAGAAUGAUGACCAGUACUACACUGGGAUUAACUUCAUGAAUGUCCCCAACCAUGCAUCGCGAGAUGUAACGUUCACCAUCAACACCUCAGCAAUGGCCACCAUGAACAUCACAGUAGCAAGUGCUUCAGAAGUUGGCAGAAGAGUCCUGGUGACUGCGAGAGACUUCACCUUCUACAAGAGUGUGUACUCCCACGUAGACUACUCCUUCGGCAGCACACAGAACACAACCUUCUACGUCAUCGUCUACAAUUUCACCACGCCGCUCCUGGUGCAGGUAACAUUCUCCCAGCAUGGUGGUCUUCUGGACCUGGUGCAGUUCUUUGUCACUUUCUUCAGCUGUUUCCUGUCUCUUCUGCUGGUGGCAGGAAUCUUCUGGAAGGUCAAACAGCGGGUUGAUACAUUCCGCAGGCGACGGGAGAUGAUUAUUGAGAUGGCCCAGAUGGCCAGCCGACCGUUCUCCAAGGUCAUGUUAGAAAUGGAAAUCAACACAGAGCCGCGGGAUGGUGUACAUAAAGCAAAACGGAGAUGUCCUGGAGCCAUUUCCCUGGAGCCUCUCGCAGGCAAUAAAGCAGCUGUGCUGUCAGUGUUCAUGCAUAUGUCAACCGGGGACAGCUCACAACCUGCUGUAGGGCACACAGGGCUAGCAGUAGGAAGCACACUGGUAGCGGUAGAACAUUCCAGCAAACCAGCCGAGGGAAAAGACAAACAACAUAUGUCACUCUGGCAUCGUAAACACCACAGUCCCACACAUAUAGGCACCUGCAUAUGACAAAAAAGCUCAGACCAUGUACAAAAGUGCUGUCAGCUGUCUGUACCCAGCCUCCAACAAUUAAGUCCAGAUUUCCACAGUAUUAGUGUUGCAGAAUCUCUCGCUGUCAGGGGCUGAAUGGGUGUCAUCCCUGACUUGUGGAAGGGCUGCUAGAAGCAUGAUGUAGUCAGGUUAGGUAUGCCCAGCCUUCAACAACUUAGUCCGGACUCCUAAUUCACAGUAUGAUCCUAAGACAGCUGUUGUUAUACAAUAUACAUGACCUUUUUGUAUAUCCUGGUAGUUAACACUUCUUCAUUCCUGUUGCAAUGAAGUUUAUGGAGGACCUGUCCUGGUUCUCCAUAGCAUGGAAGCCAGGCUAUUUAGCUUUUAUACACUUUCUCAGUUGUUUCCCUGCCAAAAAGACUUGACCUGCACAUAUUCUAUCCCUCUGGUGAUGACGUCACGUUAAGAGCUGUUGCACACUGGGCUGGUCCUCUGCUGAUUGGAUGACUACAUACUAGUACCCCUGCUCAUGUUUGGCCAAUCAAAGCACCACUUCAAAUGACAGGUUUGAUUUGAUUUGAUUAGAUUUGAUUUAUUGGAAUUAUAACAUACAUGUGGGGCACAGGUAUAUUGAAUAGAAUUAGUCGCUACUAAUCACAAACAAGACAAUAAAUUUCAUCUAAAAACAGCAUAAUCAUAUACAGAUGGAUAUAGAAUAUGUGCGGGUCCAGUCUUUGUAGUAGGAGACCAAGAGACCAUAACAAAGCUAAAAUGGUUGGCAUCAAGGCUAGGUCUGUAGUACCAAACUACAAGUUCUCGCCCUCAAAGUUUUAGUGUCUGUCAAGCUCUGUAGAAAUGUAGGUUUUAGAAUUUUAGAUUAAGAAAGAUAACAACAAAGGAUGAAAUAUCUUAAAAAUUAAAAUAUAUCCAACAAUGAGAUGAUAUACCUCGUACAUGUAAUGUACACACAAAUUAAUGAUACCACCAUAAUACAACUGCAAUGAUAUGAAUAGAUAAUACAAAGAUUGUUACUGUACUUGUAACAGUAACAGUUACACUCUUUUCUAUAUAUUAGAAGAGUUGCACAUCGCUGUCUAGAUUUCUUGACUGACAACCAUUUCCUUUUUGUUUGUUGGCCCAGAAAUAGUUACCAAAAUAACCAAGACAAUUCCCUCCUAUGAUUUUGUGUACAAAAAUAAUUAAAAACAAACUCUGAACCACACACCCAGAUGAUUUGUAUUAUAAAGUUUACAAAUUUAGUUGCAAUUUAUGGUUCUUACAAUGUACACAUCUUACCUUGUAAUUUAACCUUUAUUUUGAAACCUACAAACAUGUUGGAAGCAGAGGUGUCCUAGACUAUAGUACAGCUGAAAACUAACAUACUAUAAAAAGAGCACCCAAAAUGUGGAAAAGUCAGCACCUUGUUAUCAUUAUAAUAUAACGUGUUGGAACAUUCCACACCAAAAGCUGGGGAGGGUGAGUUAUGAUAAGUGGAAAUGAUCAUAAUCAACUUAUGGUUCUUCUUUAAUUUGUGUACAUGUAUUACAUGAUUGAUAUCUAUUGUACUUUUUUAUUGUGUGCAAAUAAUUUGUUGCAUAUCAAGCAAGUUAUUGGUAGUAGCUUCAAACAUAGGAUACCAAAGUGAUUGCAAAACUUUGCAAAAUGUAGGAACUUUUUUUGAAUAAUUUUAUGUGUUCAUAUGUGAACCUCACAUUUUGUUCAAGAAAAGUAGAUAAUACCCAUAUGUAAGGCAUUUCAGGACACAAAUGGACAGAGUGUCAAGUACAAACGUAUACCGAUGUUACAUGGCUUUAUAUUGGAUGUGUCAUAGCAAUGUAAGACCUCCAAAAAUCAUCAUAAAUGAGACUUUCUAAUCUGC